UCCCUCUGACUUGUGCAUUAGCGAAAAUGGAAGCACUUGCUCUCUCGUAUGUGAACUAAACACCGGCGCAUUCGGAUGCAAAGUCAGCCUCAGCCCACAGACUUGACAGCCCGGUGUUGGAGGUGUCACGCCUUUUCAGGAGCUAAAGUGUGUUUGUACACUGAUGGACGUCCUCACAGCUGGCUGAACGGAGACAACGCGGAGCGGGUUGUCUUUUUUUUUCUCCCUUCACGCUCGGUGCGGCUGUUUGCUGGUUCUUCACUCGGAUGUAACCACACGCCCAUGCGACGAUGUCGGUGGAUACCGCUGCCUUCAGCGUCUAGGUUCGGUUAAAGUAAACGUUACGUGUUUACGUAUUAAAAUAACAGUCUUGCGGUUGUUUUGGAGCGGACGACGCAAGCUUUAACCACAGACCUAUAACGUUUUACCCAUAUAUAGAACACACUAACCUUUUAAUAAUAGUACGUAUUAUUGUUCUAGUUUUAUUUGGAGUAGUAUGAAGGAUGUAAGUCUGUUGAUAAAAAGGCAUCAAGGAACCGAAGUGGACCUCACAGUUGCACAUGCAAACCGUCGCUGACACUGUUUUCCAUCUUAUUGCCACCGUGCGAUUAUUUGUGUCUUCCAUAGAGGAGUCGCGGACAAUUCACACCUCUGCUUCAAGACUAUCGAUCGCUGAUGUGAAGCUAAGAUGCGUCUGGCUGCUGUGAGAGCAACAGGACAAUAAUGGUCAAUGCUGGCACCGCUUCACUCUCUUCUUCUGCGGGUGCGCUCGCACAGUGGACUCGUCUCCAUCGCAAAUGUAGCCCAGCAGAUGCGACUGGUCCAGGCCGCUGCACAGACACCGAUGCGGGUCUGUUGAGCCACUUCACAGGCAUUGAAUACCUGCAGUAAUACCUAAUUUCUCUGGGCGUUUUUGGCAAACGACUAUUCAGGGACGCUGGAGAAUUUAGCUGGGAGCGUCUUGUCGGGAUGUAGGGAGAAGAGAGAGCAGCCCAUAUUCAUGGAGAUGGCAGUCUGGGGAGGUGCGUCUACACUGUGCUGGAUGAGAAAUAAUGAGGACCUCUGCUCAGAGGACUGCACUCAGCUCACACAGAGACAGCUGCUUGUUUUGGCACCAUUAACGGUUUAUAUCCCACACUAAAAUUAAUCAGACAAUCAAUUGUGGGUUUAUUGUUAGUCUCUGUAGCUCCCAGGGUCAAUGUGCUAGUUCUUAAUGGGAUGAUCUUAACUACAGGAGAGGUUAUUUAAUAGACUAAGUAGGGGCCAGAUUUCGUAUCAUUUUGUCUUAUUUAUAGAUAAAGCAAUUUUAGGGCAUUCACAUGAAGUAUGUUUUAGUGAUACUGACACCAGAGAGAGAAAUAAUGUCUGGAUUUCAUUCACACCUCUCCCUCUGAGCAGGCUGUUGUCAGACUGACGGGACUUUUUCCAGUGGAUUUCAUCACACCUGCUGCUUCUCGGAUAAACACAGACAUCUUCUGUCAGGAGUCAGUAGCAGCCUUUUUAAAACACGCCCUUGUGGAUACAAUCAAUUUUGUUUGCAGGCGGGUUUCACUCAUAGAUCUGCCCUGCUGAGAGUCAUUGUUUGACCUGGAGUACAUUGUCCCCGAGUGAACUUGCCAUUGGGUAUACAUGUUACUUAUACACUGCAUAGCAACAGCACAGAAGCAACCAGUGACAGGAUUUGGCACAGUUUCAACAGCGAAAUGUGGUGAUGGGGAGAGCAGUUGCAGCUCUCUGAUCCUCUGAUCCCCACUCUCACCCACUGGUGGUCGAGGACACCUCGUCUCAGUCAAUGGGCCCUGUAUGGAUUUUGUGCCUGAGUUGACAGAGGACACGGCGACAGUGUCAAAAAGCAGUCAGGCUGCCAUGAACCCAUACGGCAAAGCGAACAGAACAGCAGCCCCCCUGUCCUGCACCAGCUGUGGGGGCUGCUGCUCCCCGCCUCCCCCUUGCCUAAUCCCGCCUGGGCCUCCCUCUUCUAACACCUCCUCCUCCUCCAUGCCGCUGAAUAUGACCCCUCCACCACCAAUGCUUCCGGCUCCAGUUGUGCAGGUUGAGAACGGCAGCAGCUGGAACUCCUCCACCAUAUCUUCUUUUGGCUCUCCAGACUCCCACCCCGGUCACCACUGUGGCACCAGCAACCCGUACUGGACAGCAGUCUUCGACUACGAGGCCACAGCAGAUGAGGAAUUAACCCUACGGCGUGGGGACCUUCUAGUGGUUCUCUCCAAAGACUCCAAAGUGUCUGGGGAUGAGGGUUGGUGGACAGGUAAGAUCCAGGACAAGGUGGGUAUCUUUCCAAGCAACUACGUCACUAAGGGCGACGCUGCCAACUACCAGCAAUUUACUGCAGGAGGGCUGGUGCCAGGCGGGGUGGGUGAAUGCCCCUUGGAAAUAGACUUCUCAGAAUUGCUCCUGGAGGAGGUGAUAGGAGCUGGUGGAUUUGGGAAAGUAUACAAAGGAGUGUGGCGGGGAGAGGAAGUAGCAGUAAAGGCCGCCAGACAAGACCCUGAUGAGGACAUCAGUGCCACAGCAGAGAGUGUGCGGCAGGAGGCCAGGCUGUUCUGGAUGCUACGGCACCCCAACAUUAUUUCACUUCGGGGAGUUUGUUUGCGGGAGCCUAACUUAUGUCUAGUGAUGGAGUACGCCAGAGGAGGGGCUUUGAACCGGGCCCUGGCAGGAAAGAAGGUCCCCCCGAGGGUUCUGGUGAACUGGGCUGUCCAGAUUGCCACAGGGAUGGACUACCUGCACAACCAGGCAUUUGUACCCAUCAUCCACAGAGACCUGAAGUCCAGCAAUAUCCUCAUCCUGGAGCCGGUGGAGGGCGACGACCUGAGCAGGGAAAUCCUAAAGAUCACAGACUUCGGUCUGGCCAGAGAGUGGCACCAGACCACCAAGAUGAGCGCAGCAGGAACCUAUGCAUGGAUGGCACCGGAGGUCAUCAAGCUCUCCCUUUUCUCCAAGAGCAGCGAUGUGUGGAGUUUUGGCGUGUUACUGUGGGAGCUGCUGACCGGCGAGGUUCCUUACCGGGAGAUUGACGCCCUCGCCGUGGCGUACGGCGUCGCCAUGAACAAGCUCACACUUCCCAUCCCGUCAACCUGCCCCGAACCUUUUGCUCAGCUUCUGGGAGAGUGUUGGAGCCCGAACCCCCGCAGCAGGCCCUCGUUCACCAGCAUCCUGAGGCGACUGCUGGCCAUCGAGCAGUCGGCCAUGUUCCAGAUGCCACUGGAGUCGUUCCACUCCUUACAAGAGGACUGGAGGCUGGAGAUCCAGCAGAUGUUUGACGAGCUCCGGGCCAAAGAGAAGGAGCUGAGGUCCUGGGAGGAGGCGUUGGCUCGAGCAGCAGAGGAGCAGCGGGAGCAGGAGGAGCAGCUCAGGAGGAGAGAGCAGGAGCUGGCCGAGAGGGAGAUUGACAUUGUGGAGCGAGAGCUGAACAUCAUCAUCCACCAGAUGUACCAGGAGAAACCCAGCGUGAAGAAGAGGAAAGGCCACUUCAAGAAGAGCAGGUUACUGAAGCUGGGCCGCGACAGCAACUGCAUCAGUCUGCCCUCUGGCUUUGAGCAUAAGAUCACAGUGCAGGCGUCUCCCAGUGUGGACAAGAGGAAGACCCAGGGGAGCGAGAGCACCACUCCACCUGCCAGCCCGGGGGUCAUACCACGACUGAGAGCCAUUAGAUUGACGCCUAGCGACGGCAGCAAGACGUGGGGACGCAGCGCCGUGUGCAAGAAGGAAGACCUGACGACGAACAAGAAGAAAGGACGCACCUGGGGACCGAGCUCCACCCACCAGAGAGAGAGGGUCGGCGGGGAGGAGAAGCUGAAAUCACUUGGUGAGGGAAGCAAAGUUUGGUCCUCCAGUGCCCCAAAUCUGGGCAAAUCUCCCAAACAUGCACCGAUGACCGCUGGCUUCUCCAGCCUCAAUGAAAUGGAGGAGUGCUGUGAGUUUGAGGACUCACCCGGGUCCUUGCAGCCCUCGGAGACCAGCAGUAACGGAGCUGCCGAGGACUCGGGGUCUCUGUGGGGCAGCCUGGGACCCAACACCGUGCCUGGCAUUGGGGUUCCUAACGUCAGCUCCUGUCAGGGCCCUGGAGGCCUGGGGUCAGGGGUGAGCUACCAGGACUCGCUCCGUCGCUGCAACCAGAGGAAGAAGAGUGACAUGUUGUUGCUGGGUUGUGCGUCUCUGCUCGCAUCUGUCGCCCUCGGACAAGACCUGCUGCAGCUGGGGAAACUGCAGGUGCUUCAGGAUGAGCAGGACCUCAGAGAGGAACAGCGAAAGAAGAAGGAGGGUCUCUUUCAGCGGACGGGACGUUUCCGUCGCAGCACCUCUCCACCCAGCCGAAACCUCUCCCUGUCCCUGUCGAGGCAUCAUGACUCCGCGCUGCCCAGCAUGGACCCUUCUCCCUCUGUAACACUCCUUUCUCUGUCCUCUCUGUCUGACUGCAACUCCACAAAGUCCCUCCUCCCCUCAGACCCAGACGACUACCCCCUGACUCCGAUGAUGGGGGUCAAAACACCGGCCGCUCUACCGACCCCUGCCCUCAACCCGCUUUUAGACCUGCGGGCAGAGAGCUUUAAGAAGGAGCCCAACCAGUCGCUCACGCCCACUCAUGUGUCUGCAGCCAUGGCCGUGAACAGAGGACACAGACGCACUCCUUCAGACGGGGCGAUACGACCCAGAGCCCAAACCCUGGGACACCGCAGGACGCCGUCGGAUGGGAGCAUGCCCAUGCCUCCUCCACCAGGGGCACAACAAAACAAAACAAACAAAGGCACACAGGACAUCGCCCUUGACAUCCCCCGUCUCCCUGACCCCGCCACCAUUUUCCCAGUCCCCCAUCGCCGUAAAGCCCCCGCUCCGCCAAUCCCUGACCCAGAUCCUCACAGCCUUAUCAGCCCCAUGGAGAGACCCAAGACUCUGGAGUUUGCCCCCCGGCCGCGGCCCACGCCGGUCCGGAUGCGAGCCGACCCGUGGAAGCUGGGCUCUCUCUCCCGGACCCUCAGCUCGUCUCCAGGCAGCAGCUGCGAAAGCCCGCUGGGUUCAGGAGACAGCGGCGCCAGUGCAGCGCGACCCAACCUGAUGGACAUGGACAUGGAGGGCCAGAGUUCGGACCCUACCGUCCCUCUGUGUGGACAGAGGAAGCCUGCCACUCUGUGUGGACAGCAGUACUGAUAGUGAAACAUUUCAGCAUCAUCCCAAUAGAGAAUGCCUUCUGGUGUCUGAGCCGAGCAAAGUGCACUCAUAGACGUGUGCAAAAAACUCACACAUAUAUGAAGCCGUCCCCUCUUUAGUGUCCUAAUAAGGUGUAAACUCUUGACAGCGACAGAACACUUUAACCUGCAUGACUCUGAGGGGCCUUGAAGUGUGCUCACCUACAGUGCCCACUUUACCCGACACCUCUUUUCUUUCCCUCCUCAUGGGCCAUCUCUACUUUCUCCUUAGUGCCCCGUGAUUAGAUUGCUUUUCCUUCAAGGCUCACAAACUUCAAAAGCCAUUUAAGUGCUUAAGGGGCAACUUUGCUUUUUAUCGUCGCUCACUAAUCGUUCUCGCUCAUCUGCUCGUGCUUUUGCUCGUCUGUUUGCUCGCAGCUUCUCUGCCUUUUUACUCCAAAGACCACAAACGCCGUCUCGUUGCUCACAUACACGUCUGUUGUUCCAGGUUGUCUUCUCUCGAGAACAAAAUGUCUUCAUAUAGAGAGUGUCCUUGUUCUUAUUUUGCACGUCCCGUACUUCUGCCGGGUUCAAUCCUCACAUGUCAUCUCAUCAUCUGCAUGGAGGAGGGAGGGUCAUCGUCUUCUCAACGCACUGGUGGCCCGGCGAUAUCCUCAGCCUUGUACAUUACUUUAAAAAAAAAGAAAAAAGAAAUAGAGUUUAUUUUCUCAGUGUUUGCACCAUUCCUGUUGCAACCUGUUAGCAAAAGUGAUUUUCUAUUGGUUUGGCAGCCCAGGUGUGAAUGUGUGUAAAUGACUGUAUGUAUGGGUCCAUAUUUGUGUGCCGGUGCACAGUCGCACCUGUUUUUUGUUUGUUCGUUUUUAAAAAAACACCUACUCACGCCACUAAACACGGACGCCAACAUUAAGGGAAACAAACUACCUGAUUUUAACGUCAACCUCAUAUUUAUGUAGGACCAAGUCGAAGCUUCACAUUCUCUCCUCUCUGACCUGCUGUGUUCAACAUCAGUGGCACUUUAGGAGCCGCGGCGUGCGACCAGUUCAUCUCUGUGGACCGGUGUGGACUCGGCACAUUCUGUCUCUCUGUCUCUGGAGUUGUGUUUUUGUAUGGGGGGGGCAGUUCAGCGUGGCCGCAGGUUGGUAUAGUACGUACUUGACUGUGGACAUUUCUCUCGGUGAGUGUGUGAGUGUGAUUACGAGUGUGUGUUUUACUAUUUGUAUGGGAUCAGGACAAUCCCGUUAGCAGAAGAGUGUGUUUGAACUCAUUCUUCCUGUGUGGUUAAGAACUCUUGAGUAUUUAUUACCUUUAUUGUUAUUAUUGGAAAAGGAUUAAUUAUAUUAUUAUUAUUAUUAUUAUUACAAUGCUCUUCCUGGGAUAUCUGUAUAUAUUUGUUAAUACAACAGGAAAAAAAACCAAGGAAACCCUAGGAAACUGCUCACUGAAGCGUCCGUGUUGUCUCCAGUCCUAACCUGUGUCAUUUCUGGGAUUCAACGAGGAAUUAUGUGGGAUCUGUGAUGAAUGACAAGCAGAAAAUAAAAAAGAAAGAUGCUUCAGUGUCA
Messenger RNA from Solea senegalensis (Senegalese sole), 6727 nucleotides. RefSeq names its product mitogen-activated protein kinase kinase kinase 10 (gene map3k10). Gene Ontology annotation, biological process: protein phosphorylation; positive regulation of apoptotic process. Gene Ontology annotation, molecular function: protein binding; JUN kinase kinase kinase activity; ATP binding. The record is from RefSeq and is a predicted model, not a curated record. Bases 1804 to 5169 code for a protein of 1121 amino acids. Lineage: Eukaryota; Metazoa; Chordata; Actinopteri; Pleuronectiformes; Soleidae. The transcript is spliced from 11 exons.